Cyphomyrmex costatus is the source of this 1082-nucleotide messenger RNA. RefSeq names its product Rad51 recombinase D (gene Rad51D). The coding region runs from base 117 to 1082 and encodes 321 amino acids. The record is from RefSeq and is a predicted model, not a curated record. Gene Ontology annotation, molecular function: four-way junction DNA binding; single-stranded DNA binding; ATP binding. Lineage: Eukaryota; Metazoa; Arthropoda; Insecta; Hymenoptera; Formicidae. The transcript has 6 exons. Gene Ontology annotation, cellular component: Rad51B-Rad51C-Rad51D-XRCC2 complex; microtubule organizing center; replication fork. Gene Ontology annotation, biological process: double-strand break repair via homologous recombination; telomere maintenance; DNA strand invasion.
CCUUGCGUGCGAACGCGUGCCGCCGCCAGCGAGCGGCAUUUCCGCGUGCGGGAGCCUCAAUCGUCAUCUCGGCCAAUUUCCUUGAGGAGCACGAGAUACUUCGACAAAGUUAAAAGAUGAUAAAACUGAACGCAGAUGUUCAUCCGAGUUUGUCGGAAACAAUGACCGAGAAUUUACGACGGAGAAACGUGGUCACAAUGGUGGAUUUUGUCUCAACGGAUCCGAUUAAAUUGACAAAUAUCAUUGGUCUUUCACACACGGAUGUGUUGCAAGUGAAACAGCACAUAUUGAAGAAGUUUGGUGGAAUAAAGAAGAAUGCAACGCAACUCCUUGCGAUAGAACGUGAUGUAAUUUCGACCAGUAUAACGUGUUUGGACGAAUUGCUGAGAGGUGGCCUGUAUCCUGGACAGUUAUGCGAAUUAUGUGGACCUUCGGCCUCCGGGAAGACUCAAUUAUGUUUCACAAUAGCAGCUAACGUCGCUAGCCGGUCAGACGGCAUUGUAUGGUAUUUUGACACAAAGAGAGAUUUCUGCAGAAUGCGAUACGAGGGAAUUAUGAGAGCAAGAAAUUUCGAGCAGAAAAUUAUAGACGAUGCAUUGCGCAGUACGAAAAUUUAUCAAGCGCAUUCGUCCAACGAAUUGAUACAAGGUUUACGACAAUUGGUAACUCUUUGCGAACAAGAGCAGAAUGAAGCGUCAUUGAAAGAAAGAAAGGUCCUCCUCGUGAUUAUCGAUUCUUUACCGGCAAUUAUCUUCAAGGUAACGCGAAACGCACAACAAAGUGAUAACGAAACAACUUAUGAGCUCGAAGAUUUAGCCGAAAUAUGUCGAUUCCUCACGAUGAAGUACCAAGCAGUUGUAAUUACUGUGAAUUUAAUCACCCGAUGGAUUUCUCCAGGACAAACGGAUUCUGCCGACAUAACACCGGCGUUAGGAAAAUGUUGGGCAAGAAUACCAACCACGAGAUUGUUGAUAACAAGGCUAUAUGGUGAAAUCCGGAAAAUUAAUGUUUGGAAAGAUUUGAGAUUAAUCGAGAACUCGUCCUGUACUGUAAUUAUAAAUGAUAUUGGAGUUACAUCAUAA